GCAAUCGGGCCGCGACGCUAGAAGGUCACACGGGAUCUUCCAACAUGGCGGCGGCGGCGCUGCGGAGUGGCUGGUGCCGCUGUCCGCGGCGGUGCCUCGGCAGUGGAGUCCAGUUCCUUUCUGGCCAUAGCUUCCCCCACGGCUCAGCCUAUCAGAUGUGCCCGCCAGGCAGAGUGCCGCCCCUGUCCAAAUCGUAUUCUUCUGGAAGCAGAAAAGGCUUUCUGUCUGGCUUGCUAGAUAAUAUCAAGCAAGAGCUCGCCAAAAACAAAGAGAUGAAAGAAAGUAUAAAAAAAUUCCGAGACGAGGCCAAGAAGCUGGAAGAGUCAGACGCGCUCCAGGAAGCCAGAAGGAAAUAUAAAAGCAUCGAGUCGGAAACUGUGCGGACCAGCGAGGUGAUCAGGAAGAAGCUGGGGGAGCUGACGGGCACCGUGAAGGAGAGUCUUGACGAAGUCAGUAAGAGUGACUUGGGCCGGAAGAUCAAGGAGGGCGUGGAGGAGGCGGCUAAGACGGCCAAGCAGUCGGCCGAGUCCGUGUCGAGGGGCGGGGAGAAGCUGGGCCAGACGGCUGCCUUCAAAGCCUUGUCACAGGGGGUGGAGACGGUGAGGAAGGAGAUCGACGAGAGCGUGCUGGGGCAGACCGGGCCCUACCGCAGGCCCCAGCGCCUCAGGAAGAGGACAGAGUUUGCAGGAGAGAAGGUCAAGGAGGAGAAGGUGUUUGAGCCCAACGAGGAGGCCUUGGGGGUCGUGCUGCACAAGGACUCCAAGUGGUACCAGCAGUGGAAGGACUUCAAGGAGAACAACGUGGUGUUCAACCGGUUCUUCGAGAUGAAGAUGAAGUACGACGAGAGCGACAACGCCCUCAUCCGGGCGUCCCGGGCCCUGACGGACAAGGUCACCGACCUGCUGGGAGGCCUGUUCUCCAAGACAGAGAUGUCGGAGGUGCUCACGGAGAUCCUCAGGGUGGACCCGGCCUUCGACAAGGACCGCUUCCUGCAGCAGUGCGAGAGCGACAUCAUCCCCAACAUCCUGGAGGCCAUGAUUUCUGGAGAACUCGACAUUCUCAAAGACUGGUGCUAUGAGGCUACCUACAGCCAGCUGGCCCACCCCAUCCAGCAGGCCAAGGCCCUGGGCUUCCAGUUCCACUCCCGCAUCCUGGAUGUCGACAACGUCGAUCUGGCCAUGGGCAAGAUGAUGGAGCAGGGCCCGGUGCUGAUCAUCACCUUCCAGGCCCAGCUGGUGAUGGUCAUCAAGAACCCGAAGGGCGAGGUGGUGGAGGGCGACCCGGACAAAGUGCUGCGCAUGCUGUACGUGUGGGCGCUCUGCCGAGACCAGGACGAGCUCAACCCCUACGCGGCCUGGCGCCUCCUGGACGUCUCCGCCUCCAGCACGGAGCAGAUCCUCUGAGCCCAGGGCUGGGUCGUCCCACGGCAGACAGGGCGCCACCUGGGCCUCUGGAGCCAGGACUGCAGGACCGCCCAGGGCGCUGCCACGGUAGCUGAGAAACCAGGUGGACGAGGACUGGGCCCUGUGGUGGGGAGACGCUCCCGGAGUGCCGCGUGGGGAUGCUGGCGGCCAAGCGGCCCCCAGGCCAGGGACUUUGUCCAGGGGGCGGCGGGAUGGGGCCCCGGGCCUGGGUCGGCCAGGCCACGUGAGGUCCAUUUUGUAUUUUGCCAGUGCUCUUCUUCCCGCCUGAGAUCUGGAAAUAAUAAAACACCGAAGUGCGCAGA
Messenger RNA from Lepus europaeus (European hare), 1726 nucleotides. RefSeq names its product translocase of inner mitochondrial membrane 44 (gene TIMM44). The transcript has 13 exons. The record is from RefSeq and is a predicted model, not a curated record. Gene Ontology annotation, molecular function: protein-folding chaperone binding. Gene Ontology annotation, cellular component: mitochondrial inner membrane. Lineage: Eukaryota; Metazoa; Chordata; Mammalia; Lagomorpha; Leporidae. The coding region runs from base 45 to 1403 and encodes 452 amino acids. Gene Ontology annotation, biological process: protein import into mitochondrial matrix.